This is a messenger RNA of Cannabis sativa, 978 nucleotides long. RefSeq lists its product as uncharacterized. The record is from RefSeq and is a predicted model, not a curated record. The transcript is spliced from 2 exons. Lineage: Eukaryota; Viridiplantae; Streptophyta; Magnoliopsida; Rosales; Cannabaceae. Bases 1 to 978 code for a protein of 325 amino acids.
AUGUGUGAAACUAUUAGCAAAAAAGAUAAGUUAGAAAGAGUGAGAUUGUUGCUGGGCUUUGAUGGUGUGAUUGUUGUUGAACCUCAAGGUAAAAGUGGGGGAUUGGCUUUUCUGUGGAAAAAUGAAGACGAAGCUCUUCUCUUGGGGCUUUCUCAGUCCCAUAUCGAUAUGGAAAUCACCAUGGAAGGAAAGGAAAAUGGCGUUUUAGCGGUAUUUAUGGUGAACCAAACUGUGGCCAUCGUAGACGAAGACAAGAGAGGUGGCAAUAAUUAUCCGGAUUGGUUACUACGGGGAUUUCAACAAGCAGUUAAUGAUUGUGAACUUCAGGAUCUCGAGCUCAUUGGGCAUCCUUUUACUUGGGAGAAAGGGCGUGGUACUGAUCAAUGGAUUGAGGUUAGAUUGGAUCGUGCUCUUUGUACUAAAAAUUGGUUAGAACUUUUUCCUCUUGAUAAACUGUAUAAUUUAGAGCUUUCCACUUCCGAUCAUUGUCCCAUUUUUCUUGAUCUAGUGGAUAACAUUCCUCUUGUUAUGAAAAAGAAAUUUUGCUUUGAGAAUUGUUGGCUAAGGGAACCUCUUUGUCAUCAAGUAAUUAAAGAGUGCUGGAAUUUUAGAUCUGAGUUUGAUAUUCAAGAAAAGAUCAAAUACUGUGGUGAGUUCUUGAUUGUCUGGGGUGAAGCUUAUUCGGGUGACUUUAAGAAAAGACUGAAGGAAUGCAAAGCUGAAAUUAACCUCUGGAAACAUGGUAGAGAUUCUAUUGCUAUUAACAACUUUCGGAUAGCCAAAAGUAAGUUUAAAGAAAUCCUCACUCAACGUGAAGUCUUUUGGAGGCAAAGAUCGAAACAGUUAUGGCUCCAGGCUGGAGAUAACAAUAGUAAGUUUUUCCAUGCGUCUGCUUCAGCUAGAAGACGGAGUAAUUCAAUUACUAAGCUUCAGGAUUCCAAUGGUGUUUGGACGAGUUGGGAGGAUGGGUUGGAUUGA